AUGGAGCAAUUUCGGCAGAUUGGAGAGGUAUUGGGAGGCUUGAAGGCUCUUAUGGUGUUCAAAGACAAUAUCCAUACCAAUCAGAGGCAGUGCUGUCUGCUGCUUGAUAUGUUCAGUUUUGCUUAUGAUUUAAUAGCAGAGGAGAUGAAACAGAACCUAAAAUUUGAAGAGAAGAAUAUGAAAUGGAAAAUUCUUGAACAGCCCUUGAAAGAGCUGCAUCGUGCAUUCAAAGAAGGAGAACAAUACAUCAGACACAGCUUGGAAACCAGGGACUGGUGGGCUAAAGUCAUUACCUUCUAUCACAACACAGACUGCGUGGAAUUCUGCAUCCACAACUUGCUCUCUUGCGUUCCAAUUGUCAUUGAAGCAAUAGAAAUUGCAGCAGAAAUAUCGGGGUUGGACCCAGAUGAGAUGCAAAAGAAGAAACUUGCGUUCUCACGAAAGUAUCACAAGGAGUGGAAAGACCCAAAACUCUUCCAGUGGAGAUUUGGGAAACAGUAUCUUGUUUCGCAGGAUUUUUGCACUCGUUUAGAAACAGUGUGGAAUGAAGACAGAUGGAUUCUCCUCAACAAGAUCAGGGAAAAGAAGAUUUCAGGUCUAGCGAGUUCAAUAAAGUAUGAGCAACGACUCACAGAUCUUUUCAAAAACUUAGAUGGAUCAGAGCUGUUGAAUGCGAAACUCUUACCUUGUUCCAUCUUAGUGGGCUCCAAGGACUACCAGGUGAGGAGACGGUUAGGGAAUGGGAGCCAAUACAAGGAGAUCCUGUGGUUGGGUGAAAUCUUUGUUUUAAGGCACUUUUUUGGAGAAAUUGAAACUCUGAUUCCUGAGAUCUCUAUGCUACUGUCCCUCUCUCACCCUCAUAUACUGCACUUCCUUUGCGGGUUUACUGAUGAGGAAAUGAAAGAGUGUUUUUUGGUUAUGGAACUAAUGAGUAGAGAUCUUUGCAGCUACAUUAAAGAGAUCUGUGGCCCAAGGAAGCGAAUUCCAUUCUCUUUACCUGUUGCAGUUGAUCUUAUGCUUCAGAUUGCAAGAGGAAUGGAGUAUCUCCACUCAAAGAAAAUCUACCAUGGAGAUUUAAACCCUUCUAAUAUUCUUGUUAAAGCCAGAAGUGUCUCCACAGAAGGGUAUUUGCAUGCAAAAAUCACAGGAUUUGGCCUAUCUUCUGCCAAAAAUAUCUCUCAAAAGUCCUCCGCAAACCCUUUCAUUUGGCAUGCUCCUGAGGUUCUAGCAGAGCAAGAACAAUCAGGAACUAUUGGAAACUCCAAGUACACAGAAAAGUCCGAUGUCUACAGCUUUGGGAUGAUAUGCUUUGAGCUGCUGACUGGAAAGGUCCCCUUUGAGGAUGGACAUCUUCAAGGGGAUAAAAUGAGCCGAAACAUCAGAGCUGGGGAGAGGCCACUCUUUCCAUUCUAUUCACCAAAAUAUGUCACAAACUUGACCAAGAAGUGUUGGCACACCGACCCAAAUCAACGGCCAAGUUUCUCAUCCAUAUGCAGGAUCCUUCGCUAUAUAAAACGGUUUCUGUUGAUGAACCCUGAUUACGGCCAUCCAGAACCACCAAUGCCACUUGUUGAAUACUGUGAUAUUGAGGCUAGGCUUUUAAAGGAGUUUUCUUCAUGGGGGAAUCCUGAUCCACCACUGGUAUCGCGAGUCCCCUUUCAGAUGUUUGCUUAUAGAGUUGAGGAGAAAGAAAAAACAAGCACGAACCAGAGUUCAGAAUCAGGAAGUGAUGGAGGUUCAGUCUGUGGGGAUGAGAAUGGGAACACUAUGGAUGACCCCUUCCCCACGGUAACAGAGAAGAAAUCACUAGUUGCUUCCGAAACUUUAAAUAAGAAGAUUUCUACGAUUAAAAAAUCUGCAGACACAAAAACCAACAGGCAACCAGGGACACCGAAAGGACGAUCUGUUAGACCUCCACAAACAUCCCAUAGUGCACGAAGUAUGAGAAUGAAUUCCGAGAGCCAGUUAAUGACGAUCAGUCCAAAAGUGCGUAGAACAUCUGGUCAUGUUUCAGAUUCUGAACUUCCCUAGGCCAAAUUGAAAAUGAAUUUCUGAAAAAGAAAAAUGGGAGUUUAUAGACCAGAUAUUUACAUUUUUAUGUAUUUUUAUUUUCACCAUCUUUGUAUACAGGGUAGUUUGUGACAGGGUAGGAACAGAUUAGUUUGCUUUCUACAGUUUCACUGAAGUUAAUUUGUACUGUAAAACUGCGUCUACAUUUUUGCAAUACUCAUCUGGGCUGUUUUCU
This is a messenger RNA of Malania oleifera, 2245 nucleotides long. RefSeq lists its product as uncharacterized. Gene Ontology annotation, biological process: signal transduction; protein phosphorylation. Bases 1 to 2031 code for a protein of 676 amino acids. Gene Ontology annotation, cellular component: cytoplasm. NCBI's taxonomy places the organism in Eukaryota, Viridiplantae, Streptophyta, Magnoliopsida, Santalales, Ximeniaceae. The record is from RefSeq and is a predicted model, not a curated record. The transcript is spliced from 2 exons. Gene Ontology annotation, molecular function: protein kinase activity; ATP binding.